Messenger RNA from Lachancea mirantina, 1032 nucleotides. The record is from the annotation of a GenBank genome assembly. Lineage: Eukaryota; Fungi; Ascomycota; Saccharomycetes; Saccharomycetales; Saccharomycetaceae.
AUGAAGUUUCCAAAGCAAGUAUAUCUAGGGAAAUCUGGCCUAAAAAUCUCCCCCAUUGUUGUAGGGUGCAUGUCUUAUGGCUCAAAGAAGUGGGCAGAUUGGGUGAUUGAAGAGAAAGAAGAAGUUUUUAAACUUCUAAAGUACUGUUACGACCAUGGACUGCGAACUUUUGACACCGCCGACGUCUAUAGCAAUGGUGAAAGCGAGAUAUUGCUCGGAGAAUUUUUAAAACAGUACAAAAUCGAUAGAGAGACUGUUGUGAUUUUAUCAAAGGUAUUUUGUCCUGUUAGAGAGGGCCUUCUCCUUUCAAGUAGAGUGUCGGCUGUCAACGAGAAGAUAGAGCUUGACAUGUGCAACCAAAAGGGAUUGUCGCGCAAGCAUAUUUUGGACGGAGUUUCGAAAUCCGUCGCUCGCUUGGGUACGUAUAUUGACGUACUUCAGAUUCACCGGCUAGAUCGCGAAACUCCUAUGGAAGAAAUAAUGAAGGCUCUAAACGAUAUAGUUGAGCGUGGGGAUGCUCUUUACAUUGGUGCUUCUUCCAUGCGAGCGACAGAGUUGGCUGAGCUGCAAUUUAUUGCUGAAAAGCAUAACUGGACGAAAUUUAUAAGCUCGCAAUCCUGCUACAAUCUACUUUUGAGAGAAGAUGAAAAAGAAGUCAUCCCCUUCACACAAAAGCAUGGCAUUGGCCUCAUCCCAUGGUCUCCAAACGCUCGUGGCCUGUUAACUAGACCACAUGGGGUUGAGACCGGGCGGUCCCAAACGGAUAAUGGGUUAUAUUCUAUUGGUCUGGACAAGCUGGGUGAAAGUGACAUUGAGAUCAUUCAACGCGUUCAGCAACUUUCAGAACAAAAGAAGGUAUCCAUGGCUGCUAUUGCGACCGCAUGGGUUAUGAGUAAGGGUUGCAAUCCUAUUCUGGGGCUCAGCUCGAUUGAAAGGAUCGACCAAGCACUGAAGGCUCUCGAGACGCAGUUAACUGAGGAAGAAAAGCAGUUCUUAGAAGAACCUUAUCAGACGAAGAAGUUGAUCAUCUGA